Molecule: messenger RNA, 3010 nt
Organism: Larimichthys crocea (large yellow croaker)
Lineage: Eukaryota; Metazoa; Chordata; Actinopteri; Sciaenidae
Gene: wdr36
Product: WD repeat domain 36
Exons: 22
Coding region: 236-2899 (887 amino acids)
Biological process (GO): rRNA processing
Cellular component (GO): small-subunit processome; Pwp2p-containing subcomplex of 90S preribosome
Molecular function (GO): protein binding
Source: RefSeq, a predicted model, not a curated record
UUCCGGUUUGUUGUGACGUCAUGUUAACGCGUCAUAAAAACAGAUUUGAUUCACUUCCGGGUCGGUUCACACAGAUCCGGUCCUCGGGGCGGAACCUUCGUGCUGGUUGUUUCCAGUCGGACUCAGUUGCUCGGCCCCGUCCAUGUGUUUCUCUCGGUGAGUUCGGCUCGGUCUCCGGUUCGUUCGUUCGGUUGUUUUCGGGUUUCUCCGGUGAACUCCUCCGUUCUUACCGGACAUGUCGGGUGGCGGGAGUUCUUUGUUCUCCGGGUUCCGUGUUCUGGGACUUUAUUCCAACCACGUGCCCCACGCGCUCCGGUACCACAAGAAGCACCGGGAGUUCUACGUGGUGACGUCAGUCGGUAAAUGUUUCCACACGUACAACGUGAACAGGUUGGGGAUCGUCGCCGUCAGUAACAGCCUCCCAGAUGACAUCAGCUGUGUGGCAGCAGACAGGAUGUUGGUGUUCGCCGCCACCGGACAACUCAUCAGCGCCUUCGCCAGGAACAAAGAGGUGGUGAUGCGUUACCAUGGACACAGACAGGAAGUGCGCCUGCUGCUUCCUCUGGGCGAUCAGCUGAUCUCUGCUGACAGCGGCGGUGAUGUCAUCGUGUGGGAUGUCCAAGGAGGCGACAUUUACCUGCGUCUGCAGUUUGACCCCGCCUCCUUCGACGUGUCGGCCAUGAUGCACCCGAGCGCCUACCUGAACAAGGUGCUGCUGGGGAGCUCCCAGGGUGCACUGCAGCUCUGGAACAUCAAGACCAGUAAGCUGUUGUUCACGUUUGGCGGCUGGGCGGCGAGCGUCACGGCGCUGCAGCAGAGUCCCGCGGUGGAUGUGGUCGGUGUUGGCACGGCGACAGGUCGGAUCAUCAUUCACAACAUCCGAUUGGAUGAGACACUGAUGACAUUCACACAGGACUGGGGACCAAUCACAUCCCUCGCCUUCAGGACAGACGGUCCUCCCAUCAUGGCGUCCGGUAGUCCUCAGGGCCACAUUGCAUUCUGGGAUCUAGAGCGGCGUCAGCUGGUCACUCAACAGAGACACGCCCACAGCACAGCCGUCGCCGCGGCAACCUUCCUGCACGGAGAGCCGCUAUUGGUCACGAAUGGAGCCGACAACGCCAUCAAGGUGUGGAUAUUUGACCAGGAAGGGGGCGGAGCCAGACUGCUGCGGAGCCGGCAGGGUCACAGUGCUCCUCCCACCACCAUCCAUCACCACGGCAACGAUGGUAAAAACAUCCUGAGUGCAGGUCAGGACGGGACACUGCAGUCUUUCUCCACCGUCCACGAGCGCUUCAACAAGAACCUUGGACACGGCUCCAUCAACAAGAAGAAAGAGAAGAAGAAGAAGAAGGGUCUGACCUAUCAGGAGCUGCGUCUUCCCGCCAUCACGGCGUUCUCCUCAGCUGCUGCUCGCCAGUCGGACUGGGACGGUAUCGUAGCGUGUCAUCGUGGUCGCCUAGCAACCACCACGUGGAACUACCAGCGGUGCACCAUGGGAGCUCACCAUCUGCGGCCCCCGGCCUCUCGUAGUGACAACAUCGCUACGGCUGUUGACAUCACUUCCUGUGGCAACUUUGCUGUGAUUGGUUCGUCCUGUGGCCGCGUGGACGUCUACAACCUGCAGUCCGGCCUGCACCGUGGUUGCUAUGGUGACAGUGAAAAAGCUCACAGCGGGGCGCUCCGAGGCGUUGCCACCGACGCCCUGAAUCAGCUGACACUCACCACAGCCUCUGAUUGGCUGCUCAAGUUCUGGCACUUCAAAACCAGGAAACAGGAAGAACAGCUGAAGCUAAACAGUGCGCCGGCUAGCAUGAAGCUACACAGAGACAGCGGGAUGUUAGCAUUAGCACUGGAUGACUUCACGCUGCUGGUGGUCGACAUAGAAACCAGACGGGUCGUCAGGAAGUUUGCCGGUCACCACGGCAACAUCAAUGACAUGACGUUCAGUCCUGAUGGACGCUGGCUGGUUACCGCGGCGAUGGACUGCACCAUCCGCACCUGGGAUCUCCCUUCUGGAUGUCUUGUCGACUGUUUCCUGGUUUCCAUGGCGGCAGUGGGCGUGUCCUUGUCGCCAACCGGAGACUUCCUGGCAACGGCUCACGUGGACAGUCUGGGCGUUUACCUCUGGACCAAUAAGAGUCUGUGCGGACCCGUGGGGCUCCACCCCCUCCCAGCUGACUACCAACCCACCGUCGAGACGCUGCCGGGAGCCACAGCGGAGGAGUCAGAACAGGAAGUGACCUCAGAGGAGGUGGAUGAUGUGUACAAGUCAGCUGAUCAGUUGGGGGCGGAGCUUGUGACUCUGUCUCAGCUGCCAGAGUCUCGAUGGAAGAGCCUGCUGCACCUGGAGGCCAUCAAGAGGAGGAAUAAACCUGUGGCGCCCCCUGCUGCUCCGGCGGCGGCGCCCUUCUUCCUGCCAACGGUUCCUGGUCUCAUGCCUCGAUUCACGUUGCCCGUGGCAACCAAACAGGAAACACAGUCAAAGUUGCUGCGUUGGGGUUCGUUGUGUCAGAGGUCAGAGUUCAGCGUCGAGCUGGAGUCAGCGCUGAGCGAACAGAACUUCGAUCGCCCGCUACGUCUCCUGAAGGAUUGUGGGCCGGCGGCGCUCUCCAUCGAGCUCGCCAGCCUGACACCAGAAGGGGGCGGAGCCAACAGCCUCCUGUUCGCCUUCAUCCACAUGAUUGACAGCAUGUUAUCCAGUGGGCGGGACUUUGAUCUUGCUCACGCCUACCUGGCUCUUUUCCUGAAGCUCCACCUCCGCUCACUGUCGCAGGAUGCAGUUGCCAUGGCAGCACUGUGCCACCUCUCCUCACGGCUGGAGAUGGGGUGGGCGGAGCUAAGGGCUUCAUUCGACCAAUCACUGUGUCUGCUGUCGUACACCAAGAGUGCACUGCUGUGACCUGCACACACACACCUGCACACACACACACACACACACACACCCACACACACACACCUGCACACACACACACACACACUGGGUUUUGUAUUAAAGCUUAUUAACAUUGAA